This is a messenger RNA of Oreochromis niloticus (Nile tilapia), 3550 nucleotides long. It is a transcript of the gene egr2a, whose product is annotated as early growth response 2a. The transcript has a single exon. Lineage: Eukaryota; Metazoa; Chordata; Actinopteri; Cichliformes; Cichlidae. The record is from RefSeq and is a predicted model, not a curated record. Bases 148 to 918 code for a protein of 256 amino acids. Gene Ontology annotation, biological process: regulation of transcription by RNA polymerase II. Gene Ontology annotation, molecular function: DNA-binding transcription factor activity, RNA polymerase II-specific; RNA polymerase II cis-regulatory region sequence-specific DNA binding.
CUGGGCACAGGGGGACGUGAUCAACGUGGUCAGUGCGGACAUCGCCCCCCGGGACCGGCACCGGGGUCCGGAUCAGCAUCACCCAACAUUUACGCGGGAGAAGCAGGAGGAGGAGGAGGACGAGGAGGAGGAGCGGGGGACGGGAACAUGGCGCACGGCCAGCCGGAUAUCAGCCACAUGUACGCGCCCCCCCACCCACACUCACACCCCCACCCGCCCCCGUCCUACUCCUGCAGCGGGGAGGUGUACCAGGACCAGGCAGCCGGGGGUUACCUGUCCACCUCCACCUGCGCGGUGUCCUACCACCCGCCUCCCGCCUACAGCUCUGCGCCCAAACCGGCCGCUGACGGCGCGCUGCUCUCCAUCGUGCCGGAGUACGGAGGCUUCUACCCGCAGAGCUGCCAGAGGGACAUGCACGCCGGCUUCCCGGAGAGGAAGGCCCUCCCGUACCCGCUGGACUCGUUACGGGUGCCUCCGCCGCUCACUCCUCUCAACACCAUCAGGAACUUUACGCUCAGCGCGCCCGAAGGCCCGGCGGCCGCCCCCUUCCCCGGCCACCAGAACCUCCCCCUCAGGCCCAUCUUAAGACCCCGGAAGUACCCGAAUCGCCCGAGCAAGACCCCCGUGCACCAGAGGCCGUACCCGUGCCCGGCGGAGAGCUGCGACCGCCGGUUCUCCCGGUCGGACGAGCUGAGCCGGCACCUGCGCAUCCACACCGGCCACAAGCCGUUCCAGUGCCGCAUCUGCAUGCGCAACUUCAGCCGCAGCGACCACCUGACCACGCACAUCCGCACGCACACCGGGGAGAAGCCGUUCACCUGCGACCAGUGCGGGAGGAAGUUCGCCCGCAGCGAUGAGAGGAGGCGGCACAUGAAGAUUCACCUGCGGCAGAAGGAGAAGAAGACCCCCGCUUCCUAAUCUGAGCCCAAACGGUGCCCCGUAGUCUAAGUUAACCUCAGAAAUAGCCGCAAGUCUCUUUAGAAGCCAUAUCAUGAAGAAAAAAUCAGGGAGAGCCAGAACCCCGGUCCCCAGAUGUGUUACUAUGACUACAAAAUCCACACAAGCCAAGCUGGCCGUGCUGGGAUUAAAUUAGAUGGAAUUUAAAUGGAGUUUGGCGUGAGCGCUCCAAACCUCCAAGAACAACAUCUCACAACCUGCUUUUAGUGAACACUGUCUGCUGUCUAUGCUUCAAGCUCUCAGGGAUUCAGUCACGUGCCGGGCAGCACAGGUGCGACAGGUGAGUCAGGUGAGAGGGUUACUGCUGCUCCGGCUGCUUUCAUUUGGAGUUAAAUGCACAAAAAACUCCGUAUAAACGCAGAGAGACACGGAGGCAUCACAGGUGACUUCCGGAGGAGGACUGUGAGGAAUCGUUAGUGAAAAGCGACACCAGCCUUUUCUAUAUUUGUAAGAUCACAGAAAAAUCCUUUAAAAACCUUCAUUCCAAGUUCAAGGCUGAGUGUCUUCAGACUGCUGGCACUCAAACGUUCCUCUGCACCAUAUUUGAAAAGAAUAAAAGUCCAACACUUUACAGUUUUUAGGAGAAACCAAUGAACACAGGCGCUGUCGUCCGAGUGCACGCAGAUGCCGUGGCUCAGGGGGUCUGCGUUUGGUUUCUGACGUUUCUGUAUGAAAUAAACUCAUUUUGCGCUGCUUUGUUGGCUCUAAUGGAAGAAGGAUGCCAAAACUGAGCGACAGGAAACAACAGGCCACAGAUAAAAGGUUGUUUUAUGACAUUUUACAGUCGUAAAUGAGUAAAAUGACUGGCGUGAAAUUAGGAUAAACAAAAAUAAUAUUUUAUUCAAAUACAUUAGAGAGAAGCUGAUCAUGUUAUUGUGUUAAACAGCCUGAAACUACUUAAAUUAUUUCAAUAUUUUCAAAGUAAAAAUCCUUUUUUUGGGGGGGGGAUCAGGCCUAAAAUGAUUUUUUUUAAAUGAUUUUUUCAAGAUAAAAGCCUUUAAUUAGUUGCUUAGACGUUAUCAAGAUAAUUUAUUUCUGUGAGAAUGUCAAAAUAAAAGGCCUUUUUUUGGUUGUGUGAAACAAAUUACUGGGAUGCUCAGACAGAUGGUGAGCUCUGUUUUCUCUAUUAAAAGCGUUCGCUUAUUUCAAAAUAAAAGCCUCCAUUAGUUAUUGGAAGUUACCACAUUUUCUACAUUUAAUCCUCUAGUUAGUUGGGAAUUCAUCGAGAUUAUUUAAGAUGACGGUUGUUUUUGUUUUUGUUGUAGUUUUUUUUGGGUUUUUUUGUUUUGUUUUUUAAAUAAAAAUCAUCUAUUUAGUUACUGGAACUUGUCUAUUUUGCUAGAUUUUCAAAAUAAAACCAUAUAAUUUGUAAGAAAGCUUUCAGGAUGCUCAGAAAGACCUCAGAUUGUGUGAAGUUAGUCAUAUGUAUUUAACAUAGCAGGUUUCCAAAAUAAAAGCUCCUGUCUUUUCGGGCUUUUUCACAUAAACCUCUAAAAUUUGCUGCUUUUGCUCACUUGAGUCAGCCAUCUUUAUUUUAUAUUUUUAACCUGCUGAGAUACAAGACAAAUAUUUUGGUUAAAAAAAUAUUUAACCAACCUAAAUAAGUGUCCCAUAGCACACCAAACUUCGCGAACAUCGGCUGAAAGGUCAGCGAGAGUUCAGGCCUGUGUUUCCACACACGCGCAUGCAUUUGGAGCAGCAUGGCAGCCACGGCGUCACGUGAACUAAUGCAGUAUGUAGGUGUAUAUGUGGGAUGCAGCAUCAGAGCACACUGAGGGGAUACGGUGAUGUCACAGCUUGAGGCUGGGGUACGCUGUGAAAGGGAUUUAUUGAUUGUAGCCUGAUAAUCUGUUAUUUCCUGUUGUUGUUUUUGGAUUUCUUGCCAGUCAAUGUGAGACAAAGAGAGACAGUAAGUGGGCAAAAAGUAAAAGUUUGUUUUUGUGUGUUUUACUAUUUUAUGCAAAUGAGAGAAAGCACUAAAGCUUUUAUUCUGAAGAAUUGAUGCUUCUUGUCAAUGCAAAUAAACGUGGAACUGUUCAGUCGCUGCUGCCUCUUUUUUUCUUUUUAAUGAAAGUACACACAGGGUAGCUUUGCAUGAUUCUGACUUCAGACUAAUCCAACUUUAUCUCACAUUCAGGCCUCAGAAAAGAAGGAAAAGGAUAAAACAGUCGCCUUCAGGUGUAUAUGACAGACUCUGCCCCAGCUUCCUUAUAUAUGGAGAACUGACAGUCAAAAUCAAAAAUAUAUGGACAAAAACGUGAAUCAGUAAAUGGUCUGUCACUAAAUUGCUAUGUGGGCAGAAAAGGUACCUACUCCAAAAUUUACUAAAGCUAGGCGCGGACUGUGAGGAUACACCCACUGCAACUUUAUGUUUAAAUCAUCUGUUUAUUGUGUCCAAACGAUAUCAACUAAAGCUGAAAUUUGGCCAGGCUGCACAUCCAUGUAAUACCAGUUUCUGCCACUAGAUGGUGCAGCGACCCAGGGUUACCUUUAUUUAACCAAGAGAGAUAGUAAAAGCACAUUUCCUCUGUGAGGACAAAGUUGCUAUAACCAGGGGUGCACAUAAGUGGUCUGCAGGUGCGCAUUCGCUGUC